AAUUAUUGUUUUCUCUGGCUUUGCGACUUGCGAGAUUCAACAAUUGCAUUUGAAAAUUAAAACAUAUUUUUCAAAUAAAAUAAUAACUUUAUUGGUAUUAUUGUUCUAUUUUAUCUAAAUAAUUGUAAGCUACGUAUAUUUAUAUGCUAAGAUUAAUGCACUGAAAUAAGAAAGAAAAGAAUAUAAAUCAUAAAAUGGUGUCUAGACCUACGUGCCCUGGAAAAAUAUGUUGAAAAACAACUGUGACGUCACAAACAAUUUUAACCAGCUGCAAUUGGAAUAGAGGCUCAAGGAUUUAUAAGUAAAUUAUUAAUAUAUCAAAAUGGGUGGUGCCGUGAGCUCGGGUCGCGACAACAAUGAGUUGAUAGACAAUCUGUUGAGUGGGAACUAUAUACGCACUAGGCGGGUAGAAAAAGUAUUUCGGGCUUUGGAUCGUGCGGAUUAUAUGACACCUGAGGCUAGGGACCAGGCUUAUAAAGAUCUAGCUUGGAGGAAGGAACCCUUUCAUUUGUCUUCACCAUGCAUUUACAGUGAGGUGAUGGAGGGACUUGAGCUGAAGCCUGGGCUGUCGUUCCUGAACGUUGGAUCGGGCACAGGAUACCUGAGCACUCUAGCCGGGCUGAUCCUGGGCACCGCAGGCAUCAGCCACGGGGUGGAGGUGCAUCCCAUCAUUGUGGAAUAUGCCACCAAGAAGCUCAGCCAGUUCAUUGAAAACUCUCCAUCCUUGGACGACUUUGACUUUUGCGAACCUAAGUUUUUCACGGGCAAUGGGCUGUGCAUAGCUCCUCUUCAGUGUGGCUAUGAUCGAGUUUACUGCGGGGCUGGCUGUCCUGAAGAAUAUGAAAAUUACUUCAAGAAUCUUAUUAAGGUUGGAGGCAUCCUAGUGCUGCCCAUCAAUGACACUCUGCAGCAGGUGAAGCGAGUGUCAGAGAACAAGUGGGUGUCUCGCAGCCUGCUCAAUGUGUCCUUCUUGAACUUACAAGUGCCGACGCAAGAGGACUCCUUGGACAGCGUUAAAUUGGCUGAGUUGAUGCCGCCGCGUCUGCAGCUGCUGGCCAGGGCGCGGGUACGCGCUUCCAUGAGGGAGGGUGUCAUUCGCAGGAAUCCGGAGUUGAAGGAAAGGCCAUGGCGCCGACCACGACGUGUGUCCUGCCCGAGGAAGAUCUGCAUACCUAUUGAACCCGGCGGUGAAGUCCAGAACCUCAAUGUCCUCCAUGAUCUAGACUCAGAGAGUGGUGCGAAUGAAAUGAAUGCUUUAUUAAGCCUUGUGAUAAGCAUGGGCCAGAACAGAGUGGCCGGCGCCCUGCGCUUCGACAGAGUCGCUAGACGGUCCAACGAUUCUGACGAUUCCGACGAACAAACGGGUGGAAGUCGAAACGGAGACGAUGAUGACUCCAGCGAUGAUGAUGACAGCGACGGAAAUGACGGUACAGACAAUACAGUGGAAAAGAGCCCAAAAACAAAGACUGAUAAGGUUGAAAGUGCUGAAGAAGCAAAUAUAGAAAUGGCAGAUGAAACACAAGAAAAUAAGGACAAGGCUCAAGAGAACACAAAGACUGAUCAAGAGACAGAAAACAAUGAUAAGUCUGAUAAAUCGUCAGAAAUAGAUAAAGACUCUAGUUAUUACAAGAGUGAAGAUACUGCCAAGAGUGAGACAUCUCGGGAUAAAGAAACAGAGUCCCACAGCGAUCAAGCUCUUGAAUUAAUUAGGAAGCUGAAGAAGAAGAAAUACUGGGGCAAAAAAAGCAAGAAGUGUGGGAAGCUAUCGAGGAAGAACAUUAGAAAAUCAUCCAGUGACUCAGUUGAUGAUGAAAAGCCCUCAACCUCUAAAGAAGGUGAAGAUAAAGACAAUAACAAAAAGACGCCGCGAUCGAAAACACCUAUUAAUGAAGACAGUAGUGAUGAUGAUGAUGAUAAACCUGACUCAUCCAAUCCGCGGAUGCCAUCCGAAGUAGAAAUAUACAUACCAAAGAUGCAAGAACCGGGCACAUCUGCUGAAAUGGACUGGGAGGAGGCUAGACCCAAACCCAAGGAGGGAGAGGACAAUGAAGGAGUCUCCAAGAGCAAGGCAAAGAGGCAAAAGCUUGAUAGCGGGAUUGGAGAAAACACUCCAAGCAGCUCCCCUAAGUCGAAAUCUGAUGAUUCGGAAGAGUCGGAAAGUGAUAAUUCAGAUAGUUGGGAAACAGAUACGGAACCUGAACCGUCUACAGGUCGCCGCCGCCGCUCGUCCCGCUCCUCCGGCCGCUCGUCCGGGCGUCCCUCCCUCGAGGAGGUGAUCGAGCGCGCGGAGGCCCGCCGGCUGCGGCAGCGGCAGCGCAGGAUCGCGCGGGGCGGGGACGCGAGGCGGGUGCGCCUGUCGCUGCUCAUGAAGCGGGCGGUCAGGGAGCUGCCGCUGCCGCAGCCGCUGAAGAAAUUUGUGAACUGGGGCCGUUGCUACGAAUUCUAGAAAAAGAAGCAGCGGCUAGGUGGAGUGAUGUUAUUGGUGUUGUUGUACGUAAUUACACUUUUAUACAUUAUAUUAAUCUAUUAUCUAUUAGCCGUCAUUGAGUCAUCUCACUAAGUGUAAACAAAUACGCAUGUAAAUCUAGUAUAACUAGAAACAAUUAAUUUAACUUUAAAACUAUCAUAUAUAAAAAAAAAUAAGAUGAUCUUUAUUUUAUUGGAAUUGUCAAUGAACUUUUGUUUCUCAUACUGAAUGUAUCCGACUCGAAGGACCAUUUAGGUUCUUCAAGGAAUAUUUACAAUCAUAUAAUUUUUAUCUUUCUGGUGUUUUCUAUGUGUUACUUAAUUUUUCGAAUAUUAUCUGUUAAGUUAUUAUUAAUAACAACAUAAAUAGGUGCGCUCAAUGAAUGGCAUUAUAGGAAUAAAUAUGAAAUAACUAUUUAGCCUUAAACGACCAUAUAUGACUAGCGAACAGCAUCCUAAGAAUAUAUUGUAGUUUUUAAAUGUUAGGCUAAUUUUUACAGAUAUCUGGUAGUAAGGUAACACCUUUAUACAAUGGUUAUCAGACCCAAGUGCGAUGUGACCAUCUCACGCUGGGUUCCGUAUGUAAUAUUUCGUAAUUAAUGUACUUUGAAUAUUUAUGUCAAUUGGUGUCGUCAUAGCUGAUUAUCCUCAAUUUUAAGAAAAAAAUUGAUGGGAAAUAAUUAACUGUUGGUGUAAUUUUCGAAAAGUGUUAUCCGAUAAAUUUAAGUAAAUAACCAAGUUUUCAGAAUAAAUCUCGCAGAGAAACGUGUUACUAGUCCACUUAUGAUUUAUGGAAUACUAAUGAAACUAUAUCUACCUACUCGUUUUAACAAAGGAAAUGCAAGAACAAAAUGUCUCGAUUUUACCGCCAUGAUGACGCCACCAUCAUAAUAUAAAUAGAUUUAAGCUACAUACUCGUUUAGAAAACAUACAUAAAUAUAUAUUUAAAAUAUUAUUUGGAGUGAGAUUAACAGUGCGUGAUAAAGAGAGGAUUUAUUCAGAUGUUUAUUAUAUUUCCUUUGGGCGCUUCGUAUCCCAACUAUGUAUAUAAUUGUACACUUAUGUUUAUAUUGUAUUUAGUGAUAAUUUCGCUUAUGAAAAGUUUUAAAAUGGACGUCAAGACUGCUCUGCGAACUCAUGUGAAAGACAUCACAAUGUUUCCUGGUUAGGCUCUAGUCACUUUGUGGGAAAUGUAAAAAUUAGUGCCCGGUGUUGUCGGUGUUUAUUUGCCAAUGUUUCAAGUUGAUUCGAUUUAUAAUAAUUUGUUUUAAGUUUGGAGUUUUUUUUUAAUAUUGUUUCUUUCAUGGAAUGUUUAAUACCGCGCCGAUAGAGUAGCCAAUUAUAAAUGGUGCCAUUCAUUUUCAAUUCUGAAAACCUUAUAAAACAGUAAUUUGAACUGAAAUGCAGCAAUCGAUGACAUUUUUAAUUCGUUAACUCUACGGUGGGGUUCUAGGAAUGGAAAAUGUGGUACACUUGUUAUAUAUUAUUCUAACGUUAAGUAUAUUGUGAACUGCAAUAGAAUUUAUUGGCAUCUUUGUUUAUUCUUGUAAGUUUAUGAUUUCGCAAUGGAAAUGUUAUGAUCAUUAUUUUCGUAAUUGUAAAUAUUGUCAUUUGUUUUAUUUGCACGCUAAUGUAUAAUUUCUUAGAUAUAUUUGUUUCUUUCUGAUAAUUCUAUGUAAUCGCCGUUCUAAAAUAAAUAAUAAUUAUUAAAA
Molecule: messenger RNA, 4178 nt
Organism: Colias croceus (clouded yellow)
Lineage: Eukaryota; Metazoa; Arthropoda; Insecta; Lepidoptera; Pieridae
Product: THO complex subunit 2-like
Exons: 10
Coding region: 323-2446 (707 amino acids)
Biological process (GO): protein modification process
Cellular component (GO): cytoplasm
Molecular function (GO): protein-L-isoaspartate (D-aspartate) O-methyltransferase activity
Source: RefSeq, a predicted model, not a curated record